AUGUCGACCACAACCGCAAAACAGCCUGCCAAGGUCGUCAUGCCAUCUGUGCUGCCAAAGAAUAGAGAAGAGAAACCUUGGUACAUGUAUAUUACCUUGGAUCUUGUUCUCGGAAUCUUGUCUCGGAGCAUAUUUCAUCCUGCCAUAGUGCUAAUCUUCUGGCUUUGUCUUGCUGCUGUGCCACCUCACCACCACAGACAUCCACUGGGCAACCCGACACUCUAUUACGCCUCUUUUCUCCUGUUCGUUCGGUUCCUCUUGCUGAUGAAUCAUCGCAUAGCAUAUGGCUCGCCUCGCAAGGUGGAUUGGAACAAGGAAGUCGUGGUCAUCACUGGGGGCGGUACUGGACUGGGCCGGACCAUUACUGAACUGCUGCUCAUCAAACAUCGAGGUGUCAAAGUCGCAGUCAUUGACGUAAAGGACCCUGAUGAAUCACAACGAGCUUGGAUGAAGAGUGACAGUGAGUUCCAAGGUCGUUUCUCAUGGCAAUGUAUAGACGUUCGUAACAAUGCCGCUAUGAAGAUUGUUGCUGGGCGGAUCAAGGAAGAGCUUGGUACUCCUACUAUUUUGAUCAAUAAUGCUGCAAUGGCAGUGAACGGUCUCGCCUUAGUGGCUUCUGGGUAUGAUGCAGCUUUGAGCAGCCAACAAGCAGAGCGCACUAUCCUCACCAAUACCGUUGGCACUUUCAACGCCUUGUCUGCGAUGCUGGGAGAUUUGACCCGAGCUGCUGAGAACGGUAAUGGUGCAACAGUCGUUAUCAUUUCGUCCCUACUGGCGCACUUGUCGCCUGCCCGCCUGUCAGACUAUGCAGCCUCCAAAGCAGCAUUGUCCUCGAUCCACAGAACCCUUACUGCAGAAGUCGCAGCUAAUCCUGACAAACAGAUUCAAGACAAGGUCAAGACUGUGCUGGUUGAGCCUGGUCAGAUACACACACAAUUGUUCGCAGACAUCACUAAGGUACCAUGGUACGCCAACUUCUUCGGACCUAUCCUGGAGGUACACGAGGUUGCGAAAGCUAUCGUAAUGCAGCUGGAGACCGGAGACAGUGGUGUGAUACGUAUGCCCUUUUACAGCAAAUGUAUGCCAAUAUACGAUGUGAUGCCAGCAAGUAUACAGAAGUUUAUGAGGUGGUUUAGUGGAAUUGACUCGGCAAUUGUGACCGCUAAGCGACAAAGUCGGAUCACCUAA
Lithohypha guttulata is the source of this 1188-nucleotide messenger RNA. RefSeq lists its product as uncharacterized. The transcript has a single exon. NCBI's taxonomy places the organism in Eukaryota, Fungi, Ascomycota, Eurotiomycetes, Chaetothyriales, Trichomeriaceae. The record is from RefSeq and is a predicted model, not a curated record. Gene Ontology annotation, molecular function: oxidoreductase activity, acting on the CH-OH group of donors, NAD or NADP as acceptor. Bases 1 to 1188 code for a protein of 395 amino acids.